Molecule: messenger RNA, 1218 nt
Organism: Vitis riparia (riverbank grape)
Lineage: Eukaryota; Viridiplantae; Streptophyta; Magnoliopsida; Vitales; Vitaceae
Product: aspartic proteinase CDR1-like
Exons: 2
Coding region: 1-1218 (405 amino acids)
Biological process (GO): proteolysis
Cellular component (GO): extracellular region
Molecular function (GO): aspartic-type endopeptidase activity
Source: RefSeq, a predicted model, not a curated record
AUGGAAGGCUUCGGGGUGAAGAUUUUCUUCAAUGUUGUAGUAGUAGGGUUCUUGUUCCAACUCCUCGAGGUGGCUCUGGCCAGAGGCGGAGGCUUCAGUGUCGACCUCAUCCACCGUGAUUCCCCUCAUUCUCCGUUCUUUGAUCCUUCAAAGACUCAGGCGGAGCGGCUGACGGACGCGUUCCGCCGGUCUGUUUCUCGUGUCGGCCGCUUCAGGCCUACUGCCAUGACCCCGGAUGGAAUUCAAUCCAGGAUAGUCCCGUCGGCCGGGGAAUAUCUCAUGAAUUUUUCUAUCGGAACUCCACCAGUUCCGGUCAUCGCCAUUGUUGAUACCGGCAGUGAUCUCACCUGGACGCAGUGCCGGCCCUGUACCCACUGUUACAAGCAGGUUGUCCCAUUAUUUGACCCCAAAAAAUCAUCAACUUACAGAGAUUCUUCCUGUGGAACAAGCUUUUGUCUGGCUCUGGGGAAGGACCGCUCAUGUCGCAAUGGAAAAAAAUGCACAUUCAUGUACAGCUACGCCGAUGGAUCCUUUACUGGCGGAAACCUAGCAGUCGAAACGCUCACUGUCGCGUCCACCGCCGGAAAACCAGUAAGCUUUCCGGGGUUCGCGUUCGGUUGUGGGCACAAAAGUGGUGGCAUAUUCGAUAAAAGCAGCUCUGGGAUACAUCUCCAGCAGGAUAAAUUUUGGCGCAUCCGGCAGAGUCUCCGGUUACGGCACCGUCUCCACUCCGCUAGUUCAGAAAGCCCAGAUACCUUCUACUACCUCACGUUAGAAGGCAUCAGUGUGGGGAAGAAGAGGUUGCCAUACAAGGGCUUUUCGAAGAAGGCUGAAGUUGAAGAGGGAAACAUCAUCGUUGAUUCCGGGACAACCUAUACCUUUCUCCCCCAGGAGUUUUACAGCAAGUUGGAGAAAUCUGUAGCAAAUUCCAUUAAAGGGAAACGAGUCAGAGACCCAAAUGGGAUUUUCAGUCUGUGCUAUAACACUACAGCCGAGAUAAAUGCUCCUAUUAUUACAGCUCAUUUCAAGGAUGCAAAUGUGAAGUUGCAGCCAUUGAACACAUUCAUGAGAAUGCAGGAGGAUCUGGUUUGCUUUACAGUGGCGCCUACUUCUGAUAUUGGGGUCUUGGGGAACUUGGCUCAGGUGAAUUUCUUGGUAGGGUUUGAUCUCAGGAAGAAGAGGGUCUCUUUCAAGGCUGCUGAUUGCACCCAGCAUUAG